CAUAAAUCUUCUUCUAAUACAAGCCUAUAGAAGUAAUGUCGUGGGUCGAAAACGUGUGCAGCUAACUUUCAAAACCCGGAUAGUCGCUUAAUUGCGCAAACAAACAAGACUUGAGGAGUGCUCAGAGUGAUUUCAUUCAUGCCCAAGUAUUCCGCAGUAACAUUUCUCACGACUCCACGAACACACAUCGCUAGCCAUUAUGGUCACUGAUGGUCUGGAAGGCGCGUACCGCUCUGAACGGCUGGUUUUUCGAGCCGUAGAAAACAACGACGAGGAUAAGAAGUUCCUGCACACCCAAAUCGAGAAUGACCCAGUCACCGUCGCCCUUUCCAACCCGAUGGCGCUGAUGCCGAGGACCAGCAAGCACAGCGAGUGGAUGGUCGAGCAAAUGGCCAAAUCUGUCCUCGCUGUCAUGGUCUGCCUACCGGCGGAUCCUGCAGACGGUGACGACGAGAAAAUUGACGAAGCGAAGACAAACGCGUCAAAGCCCAUAGGAUACCUAGCAAUCGGCUGGGGGGGCAUCCCUCCAGCAAUGGUCCAUCAUCGCUCAGUUGGCCUCGGGAUCGCGAUAGCACCGCAGUACCAAGGAAGGGGCUACGGGGCCGAAGUCAUCAAUUGGGCUCUAGACUGGGCUUUUCGGUAUGGAAAUUAUCAUCGGGUUCAUCUUGGCACUGUCUCCUACAAUGAACGAGCGCAGCACCUGUACAAGAAGCUUGGUUUCGUGGAAGAGGGCCGCAGCCGCGAGUCUUAUUGGUUCAAUCGACAGUGGCAUGACACCAUCAGCUAUGGAAUUCUAGAAAGUGAAUGGGAGGCUACGAGAGGCAUUGGAUCUAGAUAAGCAAACUUUAGCACAAUAGGAGCACUAAACAAUGCAGCAGAAAUAAGAUUCUACCG
Colletotrichum godetiae is the source of this 894-nucleotide messenger RNA. Its product is annotated as acyl-CoA N-acyltransferase. The coding region runs from base 200 to 838 and encodes 212 amino acids. Gene Ontology annotation, molecular function: acyltransferase activity, transferring groups other than amino-acyl groups. The record is from RefSeq and is a predicted model, not a curated record. Lineage: Eukaryota; Fungi; Ascomycota; Sordariomycetes; Glomerellales; Glomerellaceae. The transcript has a single exon.